Molecule: messenger RNA, 2312 nt
Organism: Oncorhynchus nerka (sockeye salmon)
Lineage: Eukaryota; Metazoa; Chordata; Actinopteri; Salmoniformes; Salmonidae
Product: IgGFc-binding protein-like
Exons: 7
Coding region: 38-2158 (706 amino acids)
Source: RefSeq, a predicted model, not a curated record
CAGCUGCUUCAGCUUACACGGGGACUGUGUGUACAAAAUGUUGGAGGUUGUGGAGAAAGACGGAUCGAUGGCUCCAUUUGUUGUGUCAGUACAGCAGUUGACCAAGAUUGAUGAUGCAAUGGUCACCAGGAGGGUUGAAAUACAGGCCUACAAAUACAAGAUAUCUAUGUCUCCCAGAGUUAUAUGGGAAAUAACGGUGGAUGACGUUGCAACAAAUCUCCCGCUGUCACUCGGAGAUGGAAAGGUCAGGGUCUACCAGAACGGCAUUAACAUCAUCGUGGUAACAGACUUUGGCUUGAUGGUGACCUACGACACCGUUGCUGGCGCCAUCAUACAGCUUCCAUCCACUUACAAAGGUGUUACCGGUGGUCUCUGUGGCAACUAUAAUGACAAGAAGGAGGAUGACUUCCUGCUGCCCAGUGGGCUGCAGGAGGCGUCUGUGGAGAAGUUUGCAGCGGGGUGGUUGGUGGUUCAGGAAGGGGUCAAAUGUCAGACAGGAUGUGACGGUGGCUUGAAGUGUCCUCCCACCAGUGGACCCCCGCCGGCUUGUAGCAUCAUAAAGUCACCCAAGGGUCCAUUUGCCCAAUGCCAUGCUGUUGUGCCACCACAAGAGCACUUUGAGGAGUGCACGAAGGAGGGAGAGGGUGGGGAUGCCCUGUGCCGCCACUUACAGACGUAUGUGACUUUCUGUCAAGCAUCCGGUGGCCUUGUCAGCAGCUGGAGAUCUGACCAGUUUUGUCCUCUGACGUGUCCAGCUAACAGUCACUAUGAGUUGUGUGCCGACACCUGUUCUUCCACCUGUGACUCUCUGAGUGAGUCUCCCAAAUGCCCACUAUGCCAGGAGGGCUGCCAGUGUGAUGACGGCUUUGUGUUUGAUGGUGGCAAGUGUGUCCUACUGGAGAACUGUGGCUGUGUGGUUGAUGGACACUAUUACAAGUCUGGCCAGUCUGUGAUGCUGGGCAACUGUUCUGAGACCUGCAGCUGUGCAGCAGGAGUAUUCACCUGCAAGAACUCACAGUGCAAAGAGGGUCAGCAAUGUGGGUUGAAGAAUGGAGUCAUGGACUGCUACAGCACAGACCCCUGUGAGGAUACUGAGUGCCGUGAGAAGGAAAACUGUGUUGUGAUGAACAAUAAGGCGGUAUGUGUGGCCCAGUCCAAGGCCACCUGCUGGUUGUUCGGUGACCCUCAUUACAGCACAUUCGACGGCCAGCCCUUCUCCUUCAUGGGCACCUGCUCCUACAUUCUGGUGAAUACGACCGGCAAAGAUCAAUCCCUGCCUCAGUUCAGCAUCCUGACCAAGAACGAGCUGCGCGUCAACUCCAAAGGCUCCUUCCUCAAGUCAGCCAACAUAGACCUGAGUGGUCACAGGAUCACCAUUCUCAGUGGCCAAAGAGGGACAGUGGAGAUUGAUGGCAUUAGGUCUGCCCUCCCUUUGAGUUUGGAGUCUGACAGCAUCAGAAUCACAGAGUCUGGUAUCCAAGGGACCAUCCAGACAGAUGUCGGCCUGAAGAUCACUUUUGACUGGACAGCCUUCUUCAUGGUGACCAUCAGCAGCAGUUACUACGACAACCUCGGUGGUAUCUGUGGCAACUACAAUGGUAACAAAGCAGAUGACUUCACCACUCCCACAGGUGUGCUUUCAUCAAAUACCACGGCGUGGGUGGCAUCCUGGAGUGUUGCCGACGGUGACCCAUUCUGCUGGCACGUCUGUAACAGCAACUGCCCCACGUGCUCAGAUGCAGACCGGGCACUUUACACUGGACCACAGUACUGUGGUUUGAUGACAGACAGAGGGGGCCCAUUUGAACAGUGUCAUAAGAAAGUGCCGGUGAAGGAGUUUGCCUCAAAAUGCCUCUAUGAUGUGUGUCUGAAUGAGGGUCGACAGGAGGUGUUGUGUGAGGCCUUGGCUAACUACGUGGCCGAAUGUCAGCAGGCUGGGGCUGUUGUCUCACCACUGUGGAGAAAGGCCUCCAACUGCCCCCUGGACUGCCCAUACCACAGCCACUAUGAGCUAUGUGGCACAGCCUGCCCUGCUACCUGUGCCGAUCCCAAUGUCCCAGAGAUCUGUUCCAAAGUCUGUGUGGAGGGCUGCCUGUGCAACAAGGGUUACAUGCUCAGCGGUGAACAAUGUGUCAUCAAGGUGUCAGGGUGUGGCUGAAUGAAAAAACUCCUGAACAAAUACGUAAAACCUGUACAUAUCAAGUUUGGAGGCUUAAUUUUCAACUAAACUCUCAUGGCUCCAAAAUAUCCCUUAAAAAUUCAAAUGUCCUGGUUGUAGGCUAGAGCAUUUCGACAUAAAAUCAUAAAAUUAC